AUGCAAUUUUAUCAACAAUACGUCUCUGUUGGAAGUACAGAAAAUGUUCAAACUAGAGUAAAAGUUUUAAAACGAUUAGUGGCUAGUCUUCCUGACACAAACAAAUAUACUUUAUGGUAUCUUUGUGACUUCCUUGUAGAUGUAUUAAAUCAUCAAUCAGUAAAUCAAAUGGGAGCUUCUAACUUAUCAAUUUGUUUUGCACCUUCUGUUAUUACUUCACCCGAUAUUAAUCCAACAUUAGAAAUAGAAAAUUCAGCAAAAAUUCGUGUUGUUUUUGAAACAUUUUUAGAACAGUUUAAUUCCAUCUUUGGAGAUAUUGCAACAGAAAAUAGAAAAAUGGGAAUGGUUUCUCCUCCUUAUCCUGCUGUUACUCCUACUGCUGCAGUGUCUGAUGCUAUUGUAGCAGAACAAGUUGCUCAAGAAUCUAAUAGAAGAAAAACUUUAAGUUUUAAGGGUAAAAUAUUUUCGAGUACAUCAAGUAAUGAUGAGAAGAAAAAUGAACCUUCUAAAUCAUUUUUAGGAAGAAAAACUCAUAUGUCUCAAGAAAAUUCUUUCUCAGGUCAUACAAAUACAGUCUCAUCUUCUUCUCAAACACCUACAACUCUAUCUUCAACUCAAAGUUCUAAUAACACUUCUAGUAUUGAAUUUACUCAACAAACCUUAGGAUAUCAAACCAUUAAUGAAAAAGAAAAGAUUGCUUCAUUAGAAGAAAAAAUAGCUUAUCUAAUGAGCAAGUAUGAGGAACAACAAUCAACAAUCCAACAACUUAAUCAACGCGUUGUGUUUUUAGAGCAUCAAGUAGCACUAAAAGACUCUUCAACAAAGACUAAUGAUGAACAACAAUUCGGUUUAUCACCACCUAAAGUUAAAGUUGACUUUUUGGCUAUGAGAAAAACAAUGAACAAACCAAUUCGUCAAGAAAAUAUUGCUUCAAGUGCACCUCCUUCAGACAAUCCUAUCCUUCAACACACCCUUGAAUCAAAUCAUCAAUACCCAGAUGAUAUAAAUAUUCAACAAGAAUAUUUUAGGGAAGAUACUCAGUCUCACAAACAAGAAAUACCUGAACAACCUCCUCAACUUCCUCCCCCAAGAAGGGGUACUUCACCCGCAAAUAGAUCUUUAAAUCCAUCUUUAUCUACUAAUGAUUCAGUGAGGAGAGGUGGUUUUAAAUCAAAUUCAUUAAGCAAUUAUGAGCAACCAACGGUUAGCGGUUCAACCCCUACACUAAACUCAGGGCUUAAAGGAAGAGGCACAUUCAGAGGAGGAUAUCAUUAA
Entamoeba dispar SAW760 is the source of this 1275-nucleotide messenger RNA. RefSeq lists its product as uncharacterized. NCBI's taxonomy places the organism in Eukaryota, Evosea, Mastigamoebida, Endamoebidae. Gene Ontology annotation, cellular component: cytoplasm. The transcript has a single exon. The coding region runs from base 1 to 1275 and encodes 424 amino acids. Gene Ontology annotation, biological process: signal transduction; regulation of GTPase activity. The record is from RefSeq and is a predicted model, not a curated record.